AUGACUACCUUGACCCGUGAUGUGUCGGUAACGGUAGAAAACGGUCGAAUCAAUGGUCGUACCCAAUCAUACAACGGUACCAAUGUCGAGGUCUACUUAGGCAUUCCAUACGCCAAACCACCGGUCGGUGCGCUUCGGUUUCGGCGCCCAUUGGCGGCAACAAAAUGGUCGAAACCGUUAGAUGCUUAUCAAUGGCCGUCACCAUGUCAACAAACACCGUUUGGUUUGGUGUCUGUGCACAACAAAAAUGCAAGUGAAGACUGUCUCUAUCUCAAUGUAUUUAACUCAAAGUCAUCGGUAAAUACAAAUGAUGACCGAAAGCGACCGGUAAUGGUUUGGAUACACGGCGGAGGUUUCAUUAUGGGGUCAUCGGUUGAGACCGUUUACAAUCCUUUAUUGUUGGCCACACAGGGAGAUGUUAUUGUUGUCACUAUUAAUUAUAGAUUAGGACUGUUAGGUUUGCUCAACGCUGGUACGGAUGAAGCACCGGGCAAUAUGUUUAUCUGGGAUCAGAUACAGGCACUGGAAUGGAUACAGAAAAAUAUCGGUCAAUUUGGUGGUGAUCCCAAUAGAGUAACAAUAUUUGGCGGCAGUGCCGGUAGUGUAUCGAUUAGUUUACUGAUAUUAUCGCCGAAAAGUAGGCAUUUGUUUCAAAAUGCAAUUAUGAUGUCCGGUGCCGCCACUGUCUACAAGAGCAUUGCAGAGUCGGCCGAUAGUCAACAAUAUUGGCUAAGUCAGGCCAAAAUAGUGGGAUGUAGUAUUAAUAGUAAUACAUCAAGUCAGCAAUUGGUCGACUGUUUGCGUCGGGUGCCGGCAGACAAAUUGGCAUUACUUCCCACUACACCAUUCGAUACUACCGGCAAAAUAAUACCCGUAGCUGUAAAUGAUGGCCAACUGUUAACUGCUGAUGGUUUGAAAAUGUUGGAAAAGGGUGAACACAAACACAACUUUAGUCUAUUGAUUGGUAACACCGGCGAUGAGGGAUCAAUACUGUUGGCACUGUUGGUCGAUCCGAAAACAUUUGACUUUUUUACACCCAAAAAGUUUUCAUACAGUGAAGCCUAUGAUUUUUUAAAAAAGUUUUCAUCACAUCUUCCAGCUAACCGUCCCAUCGAUGGCGAACUAGUAGCCAAACUCUACUACACCGGACUAUCAAACAAAACAGCCGAUGAUUUAUUAAUUCGUACGAUUGGUCUGGCAUUUGGCGAUUAUGUCAUGACCUGCCCGACUACAAGAUUUGGCAAACAGUUAGCCAAAAACAAUAAUACUGGUGUAAAUGUCUAUCAAUACUAUUAUAAUACCAAAAUAGUUGAUCCGUCAAAAACAGGUGACAAAUGGUUAGCAUCGUUAUGUACCAAAUGGAUGGGUGCCUGUCAUUCAACUGAUAUCCUCCCAGUCAAACCGGGUGUUGUGGAUAACGACGAUUGGCCACAAUUUUAUUCAGUGGACAGUCAUGUAAUUGCACCGUACUAUGAGUUUGCUAAUCAACCAAAUCCAGUGACUAAUUAUAAUAAUAAUUUAAAAGAUAUUUAUUGUGAUAAUCUAUGGAAUUCAUAUAACUAA
Messenger RNA from Oppia nitens, 1563 nucleotides. RefSeq names its product cholinesterase 1-like. The transcript is spliced from 4 exons. Gene Ontology annotation, cellular component: plasma membrane. Gene Ontology annotation, biological process: acetylcholine catabolic process; choline metabolic process. Gene Ontology annotation, molecular function: acetylcholinesterase activity. NCBI's taxonomy places the organism in Eukaryota, Metazoa, Arthropoda, Arachnida, Sarcoptiformes, Oppiidae. The record is from RefSeq and is a predicted model, not a curated record. Bases 1 to 1563 code for a protein of 520 amino acids.